AUGCCUUGGGAGCGAGAUUACCUUUAUGGUGGUGCACAUCAGAAUCGGCAACAUAGUGCUCCUUCGCCAGGCUUUACAUCGAAUCCACAGCUAUAUUCAGUGGUGGUUCCCAGUCCCCCACCAGCACCUUCAGUGAGCAGCAGCUUAUGUUCUGAGAAAUUACUGGCACAAUCGUCAUCUGGUAUUGGUUUGCGUUUCUCAAAGAUCACAUUCACUUAUGAAGAAUUAGCACGGGCAACUGACAGUUUCUCCAGCAGGAAUCUACUCGGUCAAGGUGGCUUUGGUUAUGUUCAUAAAGGGUUCCUCCCAAGUGGGAAGGAGGUUGCAAUUAAGCAGCUAAAGGUUGGAAGUGGCCAGGGAGAGCGUGAAUUUCAGGCUGAGGUUGAGAUUAUAAAUCAUGUUCAUCACAGGCACCUCGUUUCACUGGUUGGAUACUGCAUUUCUGGGGCUCAGAGACUACUUGUUUACGAGUUUGUUCCAAACAGUACAUUGGAGUUCCAUUUACAUGGAAAGGGACAACCUCCUUUAAAUUGGGCUACUAGGAUGAAAAUUGCUGUAGAUUCUGCGAAAGGAUUGGCAUAUUUGCAUGAGGACUAUGCAGAGGCAUCAGAUAUCUUAUCAUCUGAACAUAAUAAUUCUUCAGGUCAACCCAAGAUUAUACAUCGUGAUAUCAAGGCUGCAAAUAUCCUGCUUGAUUACAAUUUUGAAGCAAAGGUAGUGAUAGGACAUGCAUACAUAUAUACAAAAAAGGGCGACCCAAUGCACUAG
Ilex paraguariensis (yerba mate) is the source of this 768-nucleotide messenger RNA. The record is from the annotation of a GenBank genome assembly. NCBI's taxonomy places the organism in Eukaryota, Viridiplantae, Streptophyta, Magnoliopsida, Aquifoliales, Aquifoliaceae.